AUGACACCUUUGACGGGCUUUUUCUACGCGUUUUCGGGCUCCGAAGCUGGGUCGUUGCCCGUCGUGUCUGGGAAGAACACCUUCGCGUACGCGCUUCAGCCAGAGGACGUCGUCCGUGACGCCGCGGAACUCUUACUCGACGAUCUCGAGUUCCACCUCCCCAAUCCCCCGCCCGUGGAGCUCUCGUUGGUGCCCGUGAUUGCAACCGUCUCGGAGCCGCACUUGUAUCGCAAGCAAUGCAUUUCCGUCGCAACCAUCGCCGCUACGGACCAGAAGUGGAUCCUUGGGAAACACAGCAAGGCCGCCACGUCCGUCUCGCAGCUGAAAGACUCGUGA
Molecule: messenger RNA, 336 nt
Organism: Epithele typhae
Lineage: Eukaryota; Fungi; Basidiomycota; Agaricomycetes; Polyporales; Epitheliaceae
Exons: 2
Coding region: 1-336 (111 amino acids)
Source: RefSeq, a predicted model, not a curated record